GGGAGACAGUCCUGUGGGACAGCGGCGUAAGCGGGAGACGGGUCAGGCGACACUCGACGCUACGAUGUCAAUUGUCAACGGUGUCAACAUGGAGAACUGUCACCAGCUGCCGUACGAGGAGACGGAACUCGGCGAAGAGUUCCUCUACAUGGCGGACCGGGUGCUUGAUCUGCUGAUGCCUCAGGCGCGGGUCGCCGUGCGCACGGCAAACUUCCUCUCCAACUACAUGCAGAACGCCUACGAGGGCGUCACCGUCGUCGACGCCGACGGCAAUGAGCUGACGUCACAAGAUCUCACCGAGGAGCAGCUGUUCGGAGAAGUCAUCGCCAACGUCGUCGCCGACGACAAACUGUUCGGCAGCGCCAUCUUGUUCAAGUCGCUGGCGUUCAAGGGAAGCACGGGGAGGUUUGGCCCGUACGCAUACAGAGACGCGCUCGCGGGAGAGAGGCACAUCUACGCCGAGGACUUUGCCAUUCUGGGCGGCUACGAAUUUUACUUCGAAACAACGGAGAAGACGGACAUCGAAACGCUUGCAAUGUUCUCGUCGGCGCUCGACAUGCGAGACAGUCGCGAUGGUGCUGCCUCUAUGAACGUGAACAGGAACCUGACGUACUUGGCAGCUACGCUGGGUCACGGCAGGUGGAACAAGCCCUUCUACGACUGCUUCCACGGUGUCUGGGUGGCAUCCUACUUCGUGCCGUACUAUAUGAAGGACUCGCCGACUGCCGACGUCAGAUUCGCUGGCGUCGUGGGUUCGGAUGUGAAGUUAUCCGCUCUAGAUAUUAACCAGUGCGAGAGCGAUCAGCAGAAUCCAUUCGCCGAGUCGCACCGCUGCGACGAUCAGUCUACAAUGUGCGUCUUCGAAGCGGGCCAUGGCUUCCAGACGGGCGGUUACAGAUGCGAAUGCAGGGAGGGUUACGAAUACCCGUUCGACGACGGAAAGACGUCGUUCGCGGGAGCGGAGAUAGAGGAGCAUUACCAAGCGCAGGCGGAUGGACGCUGGAACGCCUACAACGCCAUGAAGUGCAGACGACACGGCGACAUGGCAAUGCCAACAAGCAAGCCCGUCCCUCGCCGAUCGUCCACACGUGCCCCGGCGACACCGCCGACGAGAGCGACCACGACGCCGACGACGUCGCGUCCGACGACCGCCAGAACGACGACACGACCUCGCACGACGACCCGACCGCCGACGCAAGGCACACCGGAAGCUCAACCGGAAAACACCGAGCCGGAGGUUCCGCCUGCCGAACCGACCGCGGAAGUACCGGAACCGGAAACGCCAGCCGUCGAGCCGACAGCGGAAGAGGAACCGGAGCCGGAACCGCCGAAGGUCACCGUGGCGCCGCCGCCGCCGCCGUCAACCGGACCAGCCGACCACGCCGGACACGACCGUCAUCCCACGAAGAAGCCCGUGCCCGCUAAGCCGCCGCAGCGGACGAGGAGCGGCGGUGAGAGACACCUGGCGGGCAUCGUCAUCGUCCUCCUGGCUGCCGUCGCCGCUGUCGCCGCGUAG
Messenger RNA from Priapulus caudatus, 1516 nucleotides. RefSeq lists its product as uncharacterized. Bases 65 to 1516 code for a protein of 483 amino acids. The transcript is spliced from 8 exons. Lineage: Eukaryota; Metazoa; Priapulida; Priapulimorpha; Priapulimorphida; Priapulidae. The record is from RefSeq and is a predicted model, not a curated record.